This is a messenger RNA of Iphiclides podalirius (scarce swallowtail), 795 nucleotides long. The record is from the annotation of a GenBank genome assembly. Lineage: Eukaryota; Metazoa; Arthropoda; Insecta; Lepidoptera; Papilionidae.
AUGAGAGACGAGGCCAGGAAUACUUUUAAAAAACAUGUUAACUCAUUAGCUAUAAUAAAAAAUCAAAAUAAUGAGAAAUGGUUGAUCUUAAAAAAGAAAUAUAUGCCAAGUAACGGCAAAGAGAAUGAUGAGGUUGUUGAAAAUAAAGUUUUGGAACCUACUUCCAAUACAACUGACGAGAGCUCCAUAGAGCCUAAUAAUAUUACACAACCAUAUCAUGCCACACCGCCUCUUCAAUUAAACCAAGACUUCAGUAUAUUAGCGAACAUUAUUCAGGAUACCAAUAUGGGUACAUCUAAAACGUCAAAAGCAAUACAUAGUGAAUCACAAGAAAGUUUGUCAGCUUCUAAUGAAGAUAUUCCACCUAAAGUUCAUCCAAGAAGGAAGGCUACAGAGAAAUUUGAGAAACGAUCAAGCAUACCAUCACACAGUGGGCCACUUUCACCAAGUUCUAAUCAUGAUGUAUCAGACACUAAUGAAACCUUGUCUUCAUCUUUGACAUCUUCAAGAAGUGAAAGCAUGCUUGUGGAUAAUGAACAUAAAAUAUCUGUUAAAGAGAGAAAACAAAUGUUCAACAGGAUGGCUUCCGAGAGUGAUGUCCCCAAAUCACAUAAAUUAAGUUUCAAUAAUUCGAGUGUCGACGAGGAGGACAGAGUGUCUUUGGACCACAAAGGCGAAACGGACCCGUUAGACUCGAAGCAGAAGCUGUGGAUCCUGUGCGCAGCCAGGGGCGAAUAUCAUUCGCUCGCGAAGAUGUGCAAGGAGAAUGCGAAGCUAGUGAAAACUAAGGUACUG